AUGAUUCCUCUAUUGUUAGUGCCACCUGAACCACCAUCGAAGGAUAUUGUAAAUUUGGAUCGACUCUUCAAUUUACAUUGUUCGUUAUUCAAAGUUCAAGCAGAUGAAGUGAUUUGUGAUCUACUGAUUAAUACAAGCGUCACACAGUGUAUCAGAGAUGAAUGGUGCGGUGGUGUGUUGUCGGGUGUUGUGCGGUAUAUGGGUAUAAUUAGACGUUUCCAUGCGCACAUUUUGGUGCAUGGUCAUGAAGCUGCCAAAAAAUAUUUAUUUUUCCAGAAGAACAGGACAGAAUAUUCGCUGCAUAUGGAUGCUGCAUCAACUACUCUAACGAGUAAGAUUUUCGCUCGAUAUCUUGCAAACAUCCGUCGUGAAUGUUCUUCAUAUCCAUUUACUCAUGAUCGUAAUUUUAAACCGGACCGAACAUGCCGUUACUAUCUUAUUGGAAGAUGUGCUUUUGGUACUUCUUGCAGGUAUGACCAUAAACGACCGCCAUUAGAUGGAAUUAAGGCAGUGAAAAGCCUUUGUACAGCGGAAAAUUUUAAUUCAACCAAAGCGGUAGAAAAUGGUUGCAGCAGCGAUAAAACAGCAACAACAGCAGCGGCAGUGAACCGAAGCAGUCACGAGUUUUCUGUUGACGCCGCCGAAUUUGUUCCUUCUUGGAAAGUUUCGACAUUAAACGAAGUUAAUACUGUUGCUUCGGGAUCAUUUGGUUCGCUACCAUUAUGUCCUUAUUUCGAAACCGGAGAAUGUGACAAAGGUGAUAAGUGCCAGUUCGUGCAUGGUGAUGUGUGCGAUCUUUGUAAUGUUCCAUGCUUGCAUCCAAUGGAUACAGAACAGCGCGCACAACAUCGACGGGAAUGUAUAGACGCUCAUGAAGCUGCCAUGAAAGAAGCGUUUGCUGAAGCACGUUCAGCUGAUAAAGUGUGUGGUAUAUGUAUGGAAAACAUUAGGGAGAUAAAGAGCCGUUUUGGAAUCCUAGAAGGCUGCAGACACUGUUUUUGUUUAGACUGUAUUCGGAAGUGGCGUCGAAAUCAGAAUGAUCAUUUCGAAAAGAAAACAGUUCGCAGUUGUCCUGAAUGUCGCACUCAUUCGGAUUUUGUCAUUCCCGCCACAUAUUGGGUCGAGGAUCAAGCAGAUAAGGAUGAUCUGAUUGCUAAAUUUCGUGAAAAUGCAAAACAGAAGCAGUGUAAAUAUGUAAAAGAAGGGUAUAUCGAUGAUUGUCCAUUUGGCAAUAAGUGUUUCUACAAACAUGAAUUACCAGAUGGUACCGUCGUGGAAGGCGAUAGCCCACGAACUCUUCACAGACGAAGACGUCCGUUAUAUUCCGAAGUGUGGUCAUUUUCUGAUUCAGACUCGGAGGAUGACUUUUCAAGAAUUGCGCAGGGCAUUAUCAGCCGAUCAUUCAGUCUUGUUUAG
Cercopithifilaria johnstoni is the source of this 1416-nucleotide messenger RNA. The record is from the annotation of a GenBank genome assembly. NCBI's taxonomy places the organism in Eukaryota, Metazoa, Nematoda, Chromadorea, Rhabditida, Onchocercidae.